AAAUCGAAAGUUGUCCUCCGCCUUCCCGUGACCCCCAUUUCUGGAUUCUUAUAUAAAAGAAAAAUAUUGAAUGAUAGGCUACUUUCAUGAUCGAAAUGAACUCUCUUCAGCUGCUUUUGCUUUGUGCUUUCAUUGGACUUGUUUCUACACAAUGGAAUCUCGAGUGUAAAAUUCAAGUGAAAUUCCGUAAUGAUGCGCACAAAAAGAUUCGUAUCGAUCUUCUCGUCCCAUCACUUUCUAUCAUGUCUGACCCAGUUAUUCUUGACGCGUGGAAGCACGAGAAAAGUGUUCAUAUCAAGGGAAAAAACUGCGAGCAGAAGCCAUGGGUAUUCAUGAUCUACGGAUGGCAAGACGACAAAUGGGUUCUCAAGAAGAAGACUCAAUCCAAGUUCACUGGAAACGGAUGGUUCCUGACAGCUGUUGAUGAUGAGUAUACUCUCAAUGUACUCGACAGACAAGGAAUCGCGUGCUCCGAGGGAAACUGCGGAAAGUAAACAAGAGGAAUAGCAAUAAUAAAACUGAUAAUAAAAUUGUCUCGUUUAUUCAUCAAUUUCAAUUAUAAAGAGUCAUUAUAAAA
This is a messenger RNA of Caenorhabditis elegans, 577 nucleotides long. It is a transcript of the gene Y102A11A.5, whose product is annotated as MliC domain-containing protein. The record is from RefSeq and is marked reviewed. NCBI's taxonomy places the organism in Eukaryota, Metazoa, Nematoda, Chromadorea, Rhabditida, Rhabditidae. The transcript has 2 exons. Bases 96 to 494 code for a protein of 132 amino acids.